This is a messenger RNA of Schistosoma turkestanicum, 1098 nucleotides long. NCBI's taxonomy places the organism in Eukaryota, Metazoa, Platyhelminthes, Trematoda, Strigeidida, Schistosomatidae. The record is from the annotation of a GenBank genome assembly.
GCCCAAAAAACAUACCGCCUACUUUGAUCGGCUAGGGUUGACCUUGACUUCAAAAGUCAGUGGGUUGUCCAUCUGAUUGGUUAUAUGAAGAGCAUCUCCGUGAGAUCGCUGGUUUUGUAAUCUUCAUGCAGAGCCUUAAGACUGUUUCCCAUACAAUCGUCCUUUACAAUACUAGAAUAUUAUGUUGAACUCAAAUAUGGAACAGAAUAGUGUAAAAUCUUCUCAACACCGUUUAGAUGAUUGGUUAAUUGUUCUCAAAGAAUAUCAUAUUUUAAAAUCUCUUGGUAAAGAAAGAGAGGCAUUUGAAGAUAAUUUAGAACUUCCAACUAUUCCUGAAAUGAUAUUCGAUCAAAAUUCUUUGUCAAUUUAUUUCUGUCAAUCAAAAAAUUUAGAUGAAAUAAAAAAUAAUAAACAAAUAUGUAAAAUUGAAUUCAAUGCAUUGGACGCUCUUAAAUUAGUCGAUCCAAAGAAUAUCACUAUAGAGGUACCAUUUGCUAAAGAUUGGCGAGAUUCUCGAAUUACUGAUGAACAAAAUAUAAUAGCGCAUAAACCGUAUGAUUGGACUUUCACCACUCCAUAUACUGGCACUUUAUCUGGUCCUUGGAGUAUAUCUUCAACGUCGGAAGGUUUAGAUAUGGAAUAUUUACGUCGAAAAGAUCCAAUUCACUUUUUUGUCAAUACAACAUUGUAUGAAGAUGAACUAGGUGAUAAUGGUAUAUCUAAUUUGAAUAUAAAAUUUCGUGCUAUGCCCUCUGGUUUUUUUCUACUACAACGUUUUUUCUUACGCAUCGAUGGUGGACUAAUACGAGUCUAUGAUACACGAAUACAAUGGCGUAAAAAUGAUAGUUAUUUAAUUCGUGAUAUACGUCGAAUAGAAAGUUCAUCAUGGCGAGAAGAAAUGAUUGGAGUUAGUUUAGAAGUAGCUGAUCAAUUGUGUGAUACAGUUGUCGAACAUUAUACAGAAAAACUUGUACCAUCAAGUGUAAAUUGACAUUGAAAAAUUAUGUAAAUAUUAUUGUGUAUUAAAUUAUCCUUUACCAUAUUGUUUUAUUACUUGUCACAUAAGUUUGUAAAUUAUUGAACAUUAUUUUCCUACAC